Molecule: messenger RNA, 4023 nt
Organism: Entamoeba nuttalli P19
Lineage: Eukaryota; Evosea; Mastigamoebida; Endamoebidae
Product: zinc finger in N-recognin protein
Exons: 1
Coding region: 1-4023 (1340 amino acids)
Biological process (GO): protein ubiquitination; ubiquitin-dependent protein catabolic process via the N-end rule pathway
Cellular component (GO): cytoplasm; ubiquitin ligase complex
Molecular function (GO): ubiquitin protein ligase activity; zinc ion binding
Source: RefSeq, a predicted model, not a curated record
AUGGAAAAUAUCAAAAGUGAAAGUCAUUUAUUAAAAUACAUUUUCGGAGAUGUUCCAUUUGAACAAAUAGUUAGAGAGGCUAAAGAUAUAAUUCCAUUUAAAAUAUGUCAUAAUCAAGACAGAAUAAAUGGGAAUUCUAUAUAUUAUAAAUGUAGAACAUGUGAAAAGUCGGAGCAUAGUUGUAUUUGUUCAGAAUGUUUUAAGAAUGGACAUCAUGAAGGACAUGAAUAUCAAGCAUUUGCAUCAACAGGGACAUGUACAUGUGAUUGUGGGAAUGAAAAACUUUGGAAGAAAGAAGGUUUUUGUUCAAAACAUGGGCAUCAAUUUAAAGGGAGUGCCAUUGAAAAAUUACCUGAGUCACUUAAAAAUUAUCCAAAUAAAAUAAUGGAAAUAAUCGAUUAUUUAGGAAGAAUAAUAGAUAAUAAAGAGUCAUUACUUACAAGUGAAAUUUAUUGGAAUGUUCUUAGUUUAUUAAAUCAAUUUAAUGUAUUUUUUUUAAUAAACGCAGAACUUUUAAAUAGAUAUAUUCCUAAAGAAUGGAAAACAGAAUAUCAAGAAAUAAAUAAAUAUGAGUUUAUUUCAUAUUUUGAAUAUUUUUAUCAAUUUUUAUUCUUAAAUCCAAUUACUACAUAUCCAAUACAAAUGCUUGAUUAUAUGACAUUAUUUAUCUCAGAAAUUGAAGUGUUACAUUUUCCUCUUGAAAGAAUACAUGACUUAAUGUUUAUGACAAUAAAUCUUCCCACUACAAAUGAUAUGGUUAGUAUUAAAAUAGCACAAAUUAUUGUAAUGUCACAGUCAAAAGAAGUUUUUUCAAAAGAAAUAUUUUCAACAACAAGAAUGCAAAAAUUACUUUCAUUAAUUAAAAGAUUUAUUCGUCAAUCAAAAAUAAAACCUAUAUUAAUUACUUAUAUUAACAAUUUAAUUUGGGUUGUUGAUUAUUAUUUAUCUGGGACUCAGCCUACUGAAAAUGUUCAUGAAGGAUUAUUAGAAGAUCUUUUAGAUGUUUUAUGUGAAUCAUCAAAUCUCUUUCCUAAUUUAAUUAAAGAAGGAGAACAUGUUGAAUUUGAUGAUACUAGAAUUACUUUUGUUUCAUGGAUACCAAGUUUAAUGAAUGAUAUUUUAAAAAUUAUUAAAGUAUUUACACCUCAUUAUUUAUAUAUUCAUUUUCCAUUAAUUCAUCAAAAAUUAAUGUCUUAUAUUAAUACCAUUUUAGACAAAGUUCCAAUUCUUUUAAUUAACAAUGAAAAAUAUUAUUAUCGUCAAAUAGGAAAAAAUCAAUCUGUUUCUCCAAUUACUUUUAUUCUUCCAUUUUAUACUAAGGUAUUAAUUUUAUUUAAAUUAAAUAACAUAGAAUUUAAUAUUCCAAUUGAAGACUGUAAAAAAAUUGUACAAAUAGCUUUAUUUCCAGUUAUUUAUAAAGAACAAAUUGUUAAUAACGAAUGGAUAAGAAAUGGUACAGAAGUUUUUAUUCAAUAUCAACAAGUAGUAUCAUUAUAUUUAAAAGAACCAUUACUCAAUACAGUUCAAUUACUUCAAUUUUUAGCUGAAAGAAUUGGAUUUGAUUAUAUUUUAAUAGAAAUGAUGAUUGGUAUCCAAAUGCUUAAUUGUGAUUCUUUACUUAAUAAAGAAAUACCUCAGUAUAUUGAGAAAAGAAAAACUAAUUUACAAUAUGAACGUAUUGAAGAAACACAGAAUGAAAAUGAUAACUCAGUUAUUACAAUACAAGAAAUUAAUAAUAUUAUUGCUAAUCUUAAUUCUACGUCUAGACAAACACUAAAUGAAGAUGAAGAAAUUAUAAGAGACGAAUUAUUGAGAAGACUUCAAGAAUAUAUUAAUUCUGACAUACCUAAAAUUCAAAAUCAAAUGAUUAAUGAUGAAACUAAUGAAGAAGAAGAAAAAGAAAAAAGAAUAGAAAAUAAAGAGGAAGAAGAAGAGUUAAACGAUUUAAUAAUUGAAAUAAACGAACCUCUUAAUGAAUUUAUUAAUAAAUAUUUUAUUAAAAACAAUCAACGAAUUACAUCAAUUUUACGAUUAAUUAUUGAAAUAGAAAGAAGUAAUAUUCAUCAAUUUAUUCUUGAUGACACUGAAUUAAUGAAAAUUUAUACUCUUCAUUUGAUUGCAGCGGGAAUAACAAGUGGAAAAGAAAUACUUGAAAGAGUUCCAUAUAAACAUUUACCAUUUGAAAAAUUAUAUGAUGAAAUUUGUGAAAGAAAAGGAGUUAUUAGAAAAGAGUGGAUGGGAAAAAUAAAUCCUGUAUUUAAUUUGUUUGGUGAUAAAGAACGAGAAUCAUUAUUAGAAAAUACAUUAUUUAAACAAAAAUCGAUUAAAAAUCAUAGAUACCAAUAUGAGAAUUAUUAUAACAAAUGGAAUGGAAGUAAAAUAAUAUGUUCUAAUUUAUUAAUAUAUGAUAUAAUAGAAAUUUGUAGAAAAAGAGAAUGUGAUAAUGUAUUAUUAUAUUACAUUUUAAUGUAUUUAUCUGAUGUUCAUUAUUUAAAUAUUCAAAUCAAUAAUAAAGAUACAGAAUUAAUUGAACUUGGGAAAUGGAUUGGAAUAAAUGAAAAAUUAAUUUUUGAAAGUAAAGAAGUAAUCAAAGAAAUUAAUGGACAAAUUAAAAAAGGAUUUGAUCUUAUUGUUCAAGAACAAGAGUUGUCUCCUUCUAAUAAACAAAAGAAUAAAAAAAAACUUAUGUUAAACAAAUUUAAAAAAAUGCAAUCAAAUUUUAAAAUUGAUGAAAUUGAAAUUGAAGAAAUAGAAGAAGAAAUUCAUGAAAAUGAUAUUUGUGUUAUUUGUCAAACACAAAAAGAUAGUCCAUUAGGAAGAAUGAUUGGUAUUAUGACAAAUUGUUCCGUAGAAAUUGAAAGAAAAAAGUCAGGAGGAUUAGUUGCUUGUCCAUUUUGUGUGUCUUCAUGUCAACAUCAUAUUCAUUAUCAAUGUUUUAUUGAUUUAAUUAAAACUCAACGUCAAACAUGUCCAAUAUGUUUAAAAUUCUUUAAAUAUUUUAUUCCAUUAUCAUCAACAAUAAAAAAGUAUCAUCAUUUUGGAGUUAAAGAAGCAGAAGACAUAUUUGAAUUUUUAUUAGUAUCAUGUAAUAAUCGUAUACAUACGUUUAUUGAUAUUAUUUUUUCUACUAUUAUUUCAUAUGAAAUGGUUAUUAGACAUGGUGGAGAAUUAACAAAUGAAGAUAAGGAUAUUGUUAAUUCAUUAUUUUUAGGAGUUAAAGCAUUAAUUCAAAAUGAUGAUACUUUUCAGACAUUCUUUGAAGAAAGAAAAAGAAAAUUUGACCCUUUAAUGUUUUAUAUUUACAAUAGAGCAUUAAAUAAAGAUCCUAAAGAAGUUUAUUUAUCUAACUGUAAUAUUAUAAUGAGUAUUCUUUCUUCAUCUGAUAAACGUUUUCAACUUGAUUCUAUUACUCCAUUUAUGAAAACACUAACAUUAAAAGGAUUAGACCAGUGUGUUUCACUUGAAGAUGCUGUAAAUAAAAUGUCAAUUCAAUUUGAAAAAUGUGUAUCUUUAUUUGAAGAAUGUAUUGAAGGAAAUGUUCCUCAAUUAAAAACCAUUGAUUUUAUCCCACAAGCAGAAGGAGCAGAUUUUUGUAUUCAAGCACCAGCAAUUAGUCAUUUAUUACCGCUUAUUAAUCUUCCAUCAAAUUUUAGUGAAUUUAUUGAGAAAUAUUCUGUAUGUCAAUGUUGUGUAUGUAAUCAACAUAUUUCUAAAUUCUCUGAAAUGAAAAUUUGUAUGAUUUGUGGUAAACCAAUUUGUGAAAGUAACAGUUGUUUUAAAAAUCAUUGCCAAGAAUGUAGUUCUGGUUAUGGAGUUAUUUUUUCAGUAAAAAAAGCAGGUAUUUAUUUAUAUGACCAAGUGUGUCGUGGAAUAGUAGUUUAUGAAAAUAAAUUUGGAGAACCAUAUGACAUUAUAUUCAUUCAACAAUCCCAAUACUAUCUAAAUCAAAAUAAUGUUGAUUCAUUUAAAAAGAAAUUCUAUCGUGGUAAUCUUCUUACAGAUGCAUCAUUUAGUUCAAUGUAA